This is a messenger RNA of Aspergillus bombycis, 1185 nucleotides long. RefSeq names its product mitochondrial 37S ribosomal protein mS45. Lineage: Eukaryota; Fungi; Ascomycota; Eurotiomycetes; Eurotiales; Aspergillaceae. Gene Ontology annotation, biological process: mitochondrial translation. Gene Ontology annotation, cellular component: mitochondrial small ribosomal subunit. The record is from RefSeq and is a predicted model, not a curated record. Gene Ontology annotation, molecular function: structural constituent of ribosome. The transcript has 2 exons. Bases 1 to 1185 code for a protein of 394 amino acids.
AUGCCACCACGAGUACAGAAUCAGCUCGUGACCAACUCUCUCCUCCCCUACCUUUCUUCCUCCACCUCUACCUCCACAAUCUCCAAGAUCCCUACCCAAUGUUCUUCCUCAUCAAUUCCAUCCACAUCUCGGCGGACGUGCCGUCCCUUCUCUUCAACCGUGGCCUCUCAAACGAGACUGCGCAAUGAGAUGUUCACUUGGCUGAACGGUGAAGGCGUCGCUCUGAAAAACUACGUCCCCGGGUCAACCAACUAUCUCACACAAAUCAAGGAGAGAGAUGAACAACCUACCGGACGGACCCGCCCGUUCCCAUUAAACCAGAACUUUGUCAGCGAGACCAUUUUGAGUGAGGAGCUAAGGAAUGAGAUCUACGACCGCGUCGUAAAUCAGAAGAAGAGUGUCAGAGCUGUCAGUGUAGAUCUGGGCGUCGACAUGCGGAGAGUCGGUGCUGUUGUGAGGUUAGUUGAGUUGGAGAAACGUCAGAAACAACAGGGUAAAUCACUAGCCCUGCCAUACGCUCGGGCUAUCCAUGAAAUGGUACCCACAACGCCCCUAUACGAAGACACUCGCGACAACCGCAACCGACCUCACGAGUCAAUCAACGAUCUUCCCGUCCACAAACUGACCGAUCCCCAAAUCUUCUAUCCUGUAUCCGAAUCCCGCCAAUUCAACCGUGUCGAUGCUGGUCGUGUCUUCUCCGCCGCCCCAGCUCUCGAAAACAAGCAAGUCACUAACGACGCUAUCGACCCGGCAGAAGCCAUCAGCCGCAUAACGCAAAACCCCUCCCAUAUUGAGAAGGUCGGAAAAGGCGAGGCCGAACAGCAAGUUCUCCAGCCCGCGGACGCCCGUAUCCCGCACCCCCACCUUGUCGCGCACGAGCGCUUCCGCCAGUCUAAGCCAACCGAAUACCGUGAGGUCUUCAAGGCAUACAACGAACGUCUCCGCCAGGAGGAGACCGCAGAGAAGGAGCGCAAGCGCAUUGCUAAGGAGCGCCAGGAACAGCAACAAACAAAGGUUCAGCCCGAGUCUUCACGCUUUGAAUUCCGCUUCAAGGACGUCGUCGUAAGCAAGGAGACAACCGGCACAGAUGGUCGUGGCUCUAAGGCCCCCGGUCUCAGAUACGGUAUCCCCAGCUACGAGCGGAAGAAGGGCCAAGUCAAGAUCCCCACACGCGUGGAGGUCUAA